AGAGCCAUGUCUGACAUCCACGCUCACUGAAAGAAGGAAGGACUGAUACAAAGGCAGUGCGACAGAGAAGAAGAGAAAAGGGGGAGAAGGAGCGCAGGAGGGAGGGAGGGCAUCGGGGAUAAAUGCAAAAAGAGGUGAAAAAGAUGCACAAGAGCUGCAUCAGUUCGUGUCCACAACGAACAAAAAACAUUGUGUUCGUGAAUGGGAGCAGCUGAGCUCCACCACAAGGCGAGUGUAAUGAGAAAGCAGGCAGACCUCAGUCGCUGCUGUUGCUGAGCACGAAUCCUCUCCCUCUGUCUGUCUCUGCCAGCUAAUACUGAGCCUUGUGUGCGACGUGGAGACUCCUCCGGUAGCUGCUCUCAGGGCUGCUCCCCUCCCUGCUGCCUCUGGCUGUGUUUGGGCUAUGGUCCUGACUGAGAAGCAGGGCAUCACCCAGAUGCGGGGCUCUGACUGUAUGGGAGGUUAAGCCUGUAAAUACCAGCAUGGGAGCCAAACAGAUGAAAUGUCUCAGCUCAGCCAGCCCUGCUCGCUCCCCCAAAGAGGAGUAUGUUAUCACACAGUCCACCGACACCCCUAAAGAAGAAACAGUCAAUGAUCAGUCUGAGGACCAGGGGGAACCUCAGGAUGACAAAUCUGAGCUGACAGAGAAGAAAUCUGUUACAGAGGAGGUGUCACUCUGUGGAUUGUGUCCCUCCCUUGGGCAUGAUGGACAAGAGGAGGAGAAGCCCUGGGAGGAGCAGCUGGAUGCCCACCAGGAGCAGCUGGAGAAAGAGAUGCAGGAGGCCAGGAGGAUGGUGUUCCGCCUCCAGGCUUUGCUGCUUCACGGCUCCCUCCCUGAAGAGGACCAGGACGGGUCUGUGAGCUAUGGAGAUAGCCGGGGGAACGCCGAGCAGCAGCUGGUUCUAAUCCGUAGCCGUCUGGACCAAAGCACGGAAGAAGCCCUUGAUCUUAAGAGGGAGCUUCUGAGACACAAACAGGAGGUGCGCCACAUUCAGGCCAUCAAGGAUGCUCUGCAGCAGCGCUUGGCAGUGCAGGAAGAUGCUGUGCUGCAGUUAAAGCAGGAACUGUUGAGGUGCAACAUGGCCAAAGAUCAGCUGGAAGGGGAAAAUGCGGAGCUCAAACACAAGCUAUGUGAACGGAACAAAUUGCUUAGUGAAUAUGAGCAGCAACUUGGCAGGAGGGAGAGAAUUAUGCAGCAACAGCAGCAGCAAAAGCUUGAUGAAGCUCAGCAUAAAGCACAUGACGGCGGCCUUGGACGGGGGGAAGAGCUGCAGCUGGUCCGGGAAGCCCUGCGCAGUUUGAGGGACAGCUUCUCUGGCCACGACCCCCAGCAUCACACCUUAGACACUUUGGAACAGGGUGUGGCCAGUCUUAUGGACCGUUUACAUUGUUUGGAUGUCCAGCGCAGACAGGACAGAGGGGAGGAAUUUAAAUCACCGGGGCGCCGAGCCAACUCCACAGACCGUGACUCUUGGCCACCAAGCUCAAAAAUGGCACAUUCUCACAGCAGCCCGGGGUUGGACACAGCUGUCUCUACUAAAGUGCUCUACUUUACCGAUCGCUCACUCACUCCCUUUCUGAUUAACAUCCCAAAAAGGCUGGGUGAGGUGACACUAAGAGACUUCAAGGCCGCUGUGGACAGACAAGGCAGUUUCAGAUACCACUUCAAGGCCCUCGACCCUGAGUUUGGCACAGUGAAAGAGGAGGUAUUUCAGGAUGGAGCGGUCGUUCCUGGAUGGGAGGGGAAGAUUGUGGCGUGGGUAGAAGAGGACCAUGGAGAGAGGAGGUAGAGCCCCAAAAACUAGAGAUCACCGCUACAAACCUCAUUCAAACCCACCAAGACUCCUCUACAGUACUUGUGAUUGUGAUUCCAUAACAAAAAAAUACUUAUAAUACGAUUAACUGGGACCAAUGGAUUUAAUACCACUUUAAGAAAGAACCAUGUUUUGAAAGAGAAUGUUUCAUAU
Molecule: messenger RNA, 1967 nt
Organism: Sphaeramia orbicularis (orbiculate cardinalfish)
Lineage: Eukaryota; Metazoa; Chordata; Actinopteri; Kurtiformes; Apogonidae
Gene: dixdc1a
Product: DIX domain containing 1a
Exons: 15
Coding region: 483-1790 (435 amino acids)
Biological process (GO): canonical Wnt signaling pathway
Cellular component (GO): cytosol
Source: RefSeq, a predicted model, not a curated record